This is a messenger RNA of Tachyglossus aculeatus (Australian echidna), 5989 nucleotides long. RefSeq names its product DENN domain containing 1A (gene DENND1A). The coding region runs from base 131 to 3394 and encodes 1087 amino acids. Gene Ontology annotation, cellular component: clathrin-coated vesicle; cytosol. Gene Ontology annotation, molecular function: phosphatidylinositol phosphate binding; guanyl-nucleotide exchange factor activity. NCBI's taxonomy places the organism in Eukaryota, Metazoa, Chordata, Mammalia, Monotremata, Tachyglossidae. The record is from RefSeq and is a predicted model, not a curated record. The transcript has 23 exons. Gene Ontology annotation, biological process: endocytic recycling; endocytosis.
GGAGGGCGCGGGGCUAGAGCCGGGGCCGGAUCGGGGGUCGCAGCCGGGAGGGCGGCCUGGAGGGAGAGGCAAGAGCCGCCGCCGGGAACCAGGGGCCGGGGCCACGGGUCCAUGCGGAGUCCCGGGGACCAUGGGCUCCAGGAUCAAGCAAAACCCGGAGACUACAUUUGAAGUGUAUGCUGAAGUGACCUAUCCAGGGACAAGUGGCAUUCUUUCAGAUCCUGAGGUGCUGAGGCAAUUCCCCGAGGACUACAGUGACCAGGAAGUUCUACAGACUUUGACCAAGUUUUGUUUCCCCUUCUAUGUGGACAGCCUUGCUGUUAGCCAAGUUGGCCAGAACUUCACUUUUGUACUCACUGACAUUGACAGCAAACAGAGAUUCGGAUUUUGUCGCUUAUCUUCCGGGGCUAAGAGCUGCUUCUGUAUCUUAAGUUACCUACCCUGGUUUGAAGUUUUUUAUAAACUACUCAACAUCUUGGCAGAUUACACAGCAAAAGGACAGGAGAGUCAGAGGAAUGAGCUGCUGGAAACACUCCAUAAACUUCCCAUCCCUGAUCCAGGCGAAUCUGUUCAUCUCAGUGUGCAUUCGUACUUUACUGUUCCUGACAUCAGGGACCUUCCUAGCAUACCGGAAAAUAGAAAUCUGACUGAAUACUUUGUCGCUGUGGAUGUGAACAACAUGCUCCAUCUUUAUGCCAGCAUGCUGUAUGAACGCCGGAUCCUCAUCAUCUGCAGCAAACUCAGCACUUUAACGGCCUGCAUCCAUGGGUCUGCAGCUAUGCUCUACCCAAUGUUCUGGCAACAUGUUUACAUUCCUGUUCUACCCCCACAUCUUUUGGACUACUGCUGCGCUCCCAUGCCCUACCUCAUAGGAAUACAUUUAAGUCUGAUGGAGAAAGUAAGGAACAUGGCCCUGGAAGAUGUCGUGAUUCUGAACGUAGACACAAACACCCUGGAAACCCCAUUCGAUGAUCUCCAGAGCCUCCCAAAUGAUGUGGUUUCAUCACUGAAGAACAGGUUGAAGAAAGUCUCCACAACUACUGGUGAUGGUGUGGCCAGAGCAUUCUUAAAGGCCCAGGCUGCCUUCUUUGGAAGCUACAGAAGUGCUUUGAAAAUUGAACCUGAGGAACCAAUAACUUUCUGUGAAGAAACCUUUGUGUCUCAUCGAUCCAGUGCCAUGAGGCAGUUCCUUCAAAAUGCUAUACAGCUUCAGCUCUUUAAACAGUUUAUUGAUGGGCGCCUGGAUCUUCUCAACUCUGGAGAAGGCUUCAGUGAUGUUUUUGAAGAGGAGAUAAAUAUGGGCGAAUAUGCUGGGAGUGAUAAACUUUAUCACCAGUGGCUUUCCACAGUAAGGAAAGGGAGUGGAGCAAUUCUGAAUACCGUGAAAACCAAGGCUAACCCUGCCAUGAAGACAGUCUAUAAGUUUGCAAAAGAUCAUGCAAAAAUGGGAAUAAAAGAGGUGAAAAACCGCUUGAAGCAAAAGGACAUUGCUGAGAAUGGCUGUACCCCAGCCCCGGAAGAGCUACCAAAAACCGCACCAUCCCCGUUGGUGGAGAAGAAGGAUCCCAAGCUUCGGGAAGACAGACGGCCAAUCACAGUGCACUUUGGGCAGGUGCGCCCGCCAAGACCUCAUGUGGUUAAGAGACCGAAGAGCAACAUCACCGUGGAAGGUCGAAGGACCUCUGUUUCCAGCCCCGAACACCUGGUAAAGCCCUUGCGACACUAUACAGUCUUCCUCUCUGAAGACUCCUCCGACGAUGAAUAUCAGCAGGAAGAGGAACCUGUGUCUGGCUUCUCUGAAAACUUUUUCUUCUCUGCUCCCUUUGAAUGGCCUCAGCCCUACCGGACCCUGAAAGAGUCUGACAGUGCAGACGGAGUCGAGGUGGGGAGUCCGGAGAAGGGAGCCAAGGAUCCUCCACCUUUCCACCGGGACCCACCAAGCAAGAUCACAGACAUCAACCUCCUGGAGGGCAUUUUCAGCAAUUUGGAGGUGGAGGUGUCACCUCAGCCACUCAGCCAAGCCAAAAGCCUAGAAGACCUGAGGGCUCCCAAAGAGCAGGGUGACCAGUCCGGCACAUUUGGCUACCAGAGAAUGGACCUUGGUGGCAGCGACAGAAGCCGAAUGAUACCAGCCCUGAAACUGUCCCACCCAUAUAACAAACUGUGGGCCAUGGGCCAGGAUGACAUGGCCAUUCCCUCUAAAUAUUCGCAGUGCUCCCCAGAGAGGCCCCUCGCAUCCCUGGGGAGCACCCCCUCCCUGACGAGGAGGCCUCGGAGUCGGGACAGCAUCCUGGCCCCAGUGGAGAAAGAAGAAAUGACCACGGUCACCCAAGGCAGCAUUACCAUCCCCAGACCACAAGGCCGAAAGACCCCAGAGUUGGGCAUCGUCCCCCCACCCCCUACUGCCAGGCCCACCAAGCACCAGGCAGCCGGAGCUGCCGAAGCGGGGAAGCCCAGUGUCCCGGGGCAGGCCAAUCACAUCACGGGACUCCUGCAGGAUCCGUUCCCAGCAGGCACCCCGACCCCUCACGCUGCACAAUUCCUCUCUGCCCCCAGCGGCCCCACUGAGCUGCUCCAGCCAAUGCGUCUGGUGACCCAAACCACAGGCAAUGAGAGCGACUUCCUGCUGACCCUGCUGGAUCCUCUCAAGUCCAGCUGGCAGUCAGCGGGCCCCCCACAAGUCCCCAGCAGCCUCCUCGGCUCUGCCGCGCCAAACCCCACUGGCUUUCCCUCCGGACCGAGCGACUUUGCCUCCGCCGCUACCCCGUUUGGGCCAAAGCUCAGAUUUCACCCCGCUGCUCCCACCCCUGCCGUCACCCCUCAGUUCUUGCAGCCAUGCCUCAAUCCGUUCACUCAGCCAGUGUCAACAGCCCUGCCCGUGCCAAGGGUCCAGCCCUUGGGGCCAUCCUUUGCCCCUCCUCCUGCCCCCCCGGUCCCCGCCUUCGCUUCCAGCUUUCUCGGCUCGAAUUCUGGCUUCUUCCCGGCGCAGAGACCACAGCCCAACCUCUCUGCCCUCUCCAUGCCCAAUCUGUUCAGUCAGAUGCCUUCCACACCCCAAGCCAGCUUGUUGAAACAGCCAAGCCUGGGGCCCACCCAGGCUGGCUCACACCAGCAAGUCCCUCUGGGUGGCCCCUCCAAGAUCAGGACAUUGCCCCUGAUCCGCUCUGGCUCCCAGCUGGUGGAGGCCAAACAGGAGCUGGGGCCUGGGCCUAGAGAUCCACCCCUCCUGCCCCCCCGGCCUCCCAUGGUCCUGGAGCCGGCCUUACAGCCCCUCUCUAAGGCUAAGGAAGCCACAGAUCCAUUUGAAGAUUUGUUAAGAAAGACAAAACAGGAGAUCGCCCCCACUCCGGGUAAAGUAGAACAGCUGAGAAAGCAAUGGGAAACCUUCGAAUAAGGCAAACCAAAAGGCGGGUCAUGAGGGAAGGGGUGUUUUUUUGUUUGUUUUGAUCCAACAAACCCAGUUUCAUGAAUGAGGGGUGAACUGACCAUCGAACCACCCUCCCCUCCCUGGGGCAUUUCCCUUACCUUUUUCUCUGGCUGGAAAUGAGGGUUAGUUAGUUGGUCAAACCCCAGCAUUCGCCUGUUCCUACUGAGGGGAGGUCACUGGAGAAAGUGGCCGCUUCUGGCUGGCCAUCCAUCAGUGAGUAGUAUUCCCAGGCGUUUGUGCACUACCCAAGCCUUUAAGUUCCCAACAGAUCAUUUCUACCUACUGUCCCCCUCCCCGAGUGCUCAUGAGACAGGCACCGACCCUUGUUUCCUUGGGGCCUGUUCAGUCUUCCCCAGUUCUCGGCCAUGCUUGGGCAUGCGUUUACCUCCUGUGUGCAGUUGAAGAUUGCAGUAUUAAAGCCACCAAGCUGCUCUUCUUCCGACGGUGAGAAGAGGAAGCUCGGGUCUGGUCUCUGGAAGAAACGUGGACAUUGACCCUCUGAGCUUCAAGCCUUUCCACCUGGAAGUUUUCAAAGGUCAAACUUGCCCCAUGGAUAGAUGCAAAGUUGGACUGAGCGAUCAUUGUUGAAACACAUGAGCUUUCACUGUAAUUUUUUUUUUUUUUUCGGUUUUUUACAUGGAGGGGACUUCGGGACUGAAGAAUCCUUGAUUCCCAGUUCUCAGAAAAAAAAAACCCAGCACAGGCCCAGUCCUGGAUCUCCUGUGAGGAACUGGAAACACCAGCAACUUCAAUCUCGAGAAGACAUCGCCUAAAUGAGUCUUUAAUGGAGUCCUUAAAACUAUAUACGAACUCUUAUGUAGUUCUGUAUUCAUACGAUAUAUAAAUGUUAGAGAUGCAGUAUUUGAAUGGGAUGUGGUAGCAUCCCAUUUUCAUUGCCCAAAUCAGAGCAGAAUCUUUUCCACCUCAUGAUUUCUGGGAGCUAUCCAGCGAGCAGGGGCCUCCCCGAGACUGGCAACAGAAGAGACCCAGAUUCUGAGCCAGAGGCCAAGUAGAAUCUGGUCCUGAGAAAAUGUGCAACAACUUAUAAUGGAGUGGUUUCCUGGUCAGGUUGCUAAGGGAUGGGGAUGACUGCCUGUAAUUUCCAUGUUUUGGAAACAUCAAGUGGCAUUCAGACCUCUCCCGGGGCAGGGGCAGAACAAUCUGCCACUCUGGAGGUCAUAUUCUUGCUGCCUUCUAUUUUGGUGGUAGGGGGUUGGGGGGACGGGGGAGGGAGAGUUGGGGCAGGAACAAAACUACCGAGGCUGGGGUGAAGGGAAGAACCUUGGAGAAGCAGAGAAAUCUCUAACGGGUUUCCUGUGUCUGUGCAGCAUUGCUCGCUCAGUACAGAUACCCAUUGGGUCCUGGAUAGCCAAAGUUCACUUUUUUUUUUAUGAGGCAGAUUUUGUUGGCAGUGGUCAUUUUGUUUUUGUAACUUUGAUUUGUGUUGUUGGGUUGGGGCGAGCGGCAGGGGGAGGUUGUUGUAUCAUUUAUUUGGGGGUUUUUGUACUUAAAUACAGUGUGUCACGAAGCAGGUAAUUUGUGUGAAUUAGUCACUACUGAAUCUUACCUAAAUUAUCAAGGUUUUAAAAAAAAACUGUUUCAGGACGUGCUGAGCAUUCUUCAGAUUUCAACAUGAUCUUUCAUUUCCCGAUUCUGAAUGGUACAGCUCACUCAUGCAAUUUACUCAAAGCCUAUUUUAUUGUAGUGGAUAAAAAUGGCUGUUGUCUUGUUUGGAGUUUGUGCAGUACCAGAGCUAUGGAGCCUAUGUAAUCACUGAGAUGUCAACAGUUUGGGGAGAUCCCAAUGAUGCAUUAGUAUUUUUGACUCCUGUAAAUUAUCAUUGCUUUUAUGAAUCAUUCAGUCACUUUUGUAUUUUGGAGCUGGAGGGCAGCUCCCACAGUUUUGAUAUAGCCUUGUCCUCAACAGUCAGAUAUUUCAAGUCUAAAGAGGAGAUGCAUUUGUAAAGAAUGUGAAUGCCUGAGUUUUAUACUCAGCCUAGAUUCUGAACUUCUUCCAUUUCUGAAUGCUGAAUUAGAAGCCCAUGUUUUUUAGCCAAUCAUGGUGGCACCCUUGUGAUUCUUGGCAACGGUCCAUUGUACAUUCACAUAACCUCUCCCCUUUCGGCACUACCCACAUAGGGUCCCGAUGAACUCUGGGCCCCUGGGGAACCCCGCUAGGGAACCCCGCUCCCAGAAAAGGCAAUUUCCAGUCUGUCUCGACAUUGGUUCCAUCCAUGCAUUUCCAUAGCGGUCUCUCUAUCCCAAGCCAGGGCCACGGCUCCUCACUAGGCCAGAAGUGCCCAGGGGUCACAUGGAAAAGGAAAGCCACUGAAGGCGCGGUUCGGCUGGAGAUAUUGAAUGUAUUAAAAUACCUUUCUGGUCUCAUUAAUCACAUUUCAUUUUAUUUUGAAGGAAAAACAUGUGGGUGGACACAGCUAAGAUAAUCAGGGGACUCUUUGGAGCCCUCCGAGUAAGUCUGUACUCUUCUUCACUUACUGGAUUGAAUUUGCAAACCUGAGAAGUAAUUUUGUGUGUUAGCUUAAUAAAAUCCUCUCGGGCCAAA